Molecule: messenger RNA, 1517 nt
Organism: Loxodonta africana (African savanna elephant)
Lineage: Eukaryota; Metazoa; Chordata; Mammalia; Proboscidea; Elephantidae
Product: olfactory receptor 5AL1-like
Exons: 1
Coding region: 317-1258 (313 amino acids)
Biological process (GO): sensory perception of smell; G protein-coupled receptor signaling pathway
Cellular component (GO): membrane
Molecular function (GO): G protein-coupled receptor activity; olfactory receptor activity; odorant binding
Source: RefSeq, a predicted model, not a curated record
UUAUUUUCCCUAUAUUUAAAGAAAAUACAACAUAGAUUUUGCUAUUUUAUUGAUUGUAAAUUUUAAUUGAAAUUAUCUUUCCUAUUUUGCAAUUUCCCAGUGGAUUGGAAUUUCUGCCUGGACCAAAUCUAUUCACACUGACAGCAGGAGUAAUAGCCAAAUAUAACAGAAUUCUCCUUCAACCGAAUUUAAAGUAAUGUCCUGGUGAGCCAUGACCAUCUUCCCAUAUGUAGAUUGAUCACUUCCUACAGAACCAAGUUUAUUCAGACCCUGUGCUCUGAGGGGUUUCCUUUAGAAGAAAUUGUAUAUCUAUUUCAUGGCCAAAGGCAAUUAUUCAGCAGUAACUGAGUUCAUCCUCUUGGGACUCGCAGACAAUCCAGAGCUUCAAGUCAUUCUCUUUAGUGUCUUCCUAGGGAUUUACUUAGUUACUGCUGUGGGUAAUCUUGGUUUGAUUGUGAUAAUUCAAAUCAGUCCUCAGCUUCAGACACCCAUGUAUUUUUUUCUCUGUCAUCUGGCUUUUGUUGAUUUUUAUGGUACCUCCUCUAUCACCCCAAACACCCUGGUGAACUUUGUGCGUGAAAUUAAAAGUAUGUCAUUUUAUGCAUGUGCAACUCAGGUGUGUUGUUUUAUCACGUUCUCAGUUUGGGAAUUAUUACUGCUGUCUAUCAUGGCAUAUGAUCGGUAUGUGGCCAUCUGCAACCCUUUACUCUAUGUAGUUCUCAUGCCAAGGAAACUCUGCAUUCAAAUGGCCACUAGCACAUAUAUUUAUGGAUUCACUGUGGGAGUUGUACAGGCAGUGGCUACAUUCCACAUGUCUUUCUGUGACUCUAAUGUGAUCAACCAGUUCUACUGUGAUGAUGUUCCAUUGAUUGCUCUAGCUUGUUCUGAUACACGUGUCAAAGAGCUGAUGCUGUUAAUUAUUGCUGGAUUCAAUGUGUUUUGCUCCCUUAUCAUUGUUCUCAUCUCGUAUGUCUUCAUUCUCUUUGCCAUCCUGAGGAUCCACUCUGCUGAAGGAAGACAGAAAGCCUUCUCUACCUGUGCUUCUCAUCUAUUUUCUAUUACUAUGUACUAUGGAACCUUAAUGUUCAUGUACCUACAGCCCAAGUCAAGCCAUUCACUGGAUAAAGACAAAUUUGCCUCAGUGUUCUAUGUAGUGGUGAUCCCCAUGUUAAACCCACUGAUCUAUAGUUUGAGGAAUCAGGAGGUAAAAAAUGCCCUGAAGAGAAUUAUUGAAAAAAUGUAUUUUAAUGAUCAAUAGUGAGAUAAAAGUUGUCACUAAAAAAAAAAAAAAAAAUGGCAGAUACAGAGUUAGGAGAUUCUUGAGUCAAGGCUUGCACAAUGGUACAGCGCUAAUAAGUACAGGGACCCUUGUCCUCUGGGACUCAGCUUCCUAAAGUCUAGUUCCUUGCAAAUAAGUAUUUUUCUCGUCCUUUAUUUUACCUUUUUUGGUUUACACAUAGUAGGCAUUUCGUAAAUGUUUGUUUAGUUGUUGGAGCCUAAAAUGGAGAAAAAAAUGU